AUGGCAGCCAAGGAAAGAAGAGUCAACAACGCUCGACGCCCUUCUUCCUCUUCUUCUUCCUCUUCCUCCCACUAUCCCUCGUCCUGCAGUUCCAUAUCUCCCCCGCGACCCUCUUACCAGCAUCAUCUGUCUCCACCUCCAAGAAACCUCCAAGCCAGCGAACACAAUAGUGCCCGAGAGCAUCUUGCAAGUCUUAUAAGGAGACACGGCCCCCCGACCCCGGUAUCCUCAUCCUCUUCUCUACGAAAAUUAACCUCGACGUCCCCAAUCAACACAUCAUUCCUCCCACCCGACUCAGUCGAGACACCGCCAGCUUCUCCCCCACCUGCAAUCGAAAAGGCCUACGAGUCCACCGCAGGCUCUCAACCUAUUCCUAUUCCUCGUGCCAACUUGAAUCGCUCUUUUGACGACUUCCCCAUCACGCCGCUCACUGGUCGCUUUGAAUACGGUCUGUACUUAACAGAACCCCCCCCUACAGAUCCCCGCCCAUCAUUAAAGAACCACAACACGCGAAACGAUAAAAAAUCUUCCCGGCGGAAAAGUUCUCGACCAGCUGCAUCCUCCGCCUCGAAUUCUGCAUCUGCUCGGUCCACAAAAAGAAUGCCGCAUUCGUCUGGUCCAUCCUUAGCCAUGCCAGUCCAAUCAGGCCCUGUAUCGCCAAAGGCGACACCCAAGGACAAUGCGAUGUACCUGGGUAACUUGCCGCGUUUUCACCCUGCUGUAUAUCAAUCUCCCAAUAGCACGCCCAACGCUUCCUUGUCGAAUGCGACAUCCAACCACCAUCCAAGAUCUUUUGGGUAUCGCGUCGCAUCGGGAGGAGGAUCCAGGGAAGCUCUGAGACAAUAUCGCGAGCUGGUGGCAGCUAGUCUUUCGCAAUCACGCCAUACUGAGAUUUCGGCUCCUCGAUUGGACCCUCUCGGCAGCCCUGGUCCAGUGACCCCGCUUGCUCUCGAGGAGACAGACAGCUAUAUGGCUGCCAGACCGAACGCACCGGAUAACCAUACACCAUCCCGGAAGCCCGACUCAAUUGGCGAGCGGGAACGACAUGUAUCUCCUCGUUCAAAGGAUAGCAAAAGUCGAUGA
This is a messenger RNA of Talaromyces atroroseus, 1083 nucleotides long. RefSeq lists its product as hypothetical. Bases 1 to 1083 code for a protein of 360 amino acids. The transcript has 2 exons. NCBI's taxonomy places the organism in Eukaryota, Fungi, Ascomycota, Eurotiomycetes, Eurotiales, Trichocomaceae. The record is from RefSeq and is a predicted model, not a curated record.